AUGCUGGUGCUGUUCGAACUGGCCCUGCUAUUCGGGCAUUCGUUCGGCUUCUUCUUCCCGAUGGGCGGCAGCAAUGGGUGUCAGUGUGUUAAGAGCAUGUCCGACGCCUGUUACUUGCGCUCCAACACCCACCUGUGCCAUUCCUCUGCCUUGUCCUUCUCAGGUCAACUACGCGGCUCCAGCUUCAUCUUAUCAGUCCCAGUAUCAGAACACUUGGAGCAAUGGCGUCUCUGCUCAGUACCAGCUUCCGGCCUCACUGCCUAUAUCGCCGUCUUAUCAGCCGUCAGCUACCAGACAGCUCAACCAUCCUACCAGACUGUCAGCUACCAGACGGCUCAACCAUCCUACCAGACGGUCAGCCCCGUAUAUACGCCCACUUAUCAAACGGUGGAACCUGAUUACCAGGUAGUGCAGCCCGUAUAUCAGACGGUAAUACCGUCCCCGACGUCUAAUUACAUUGCCCCUCAACCAGAGACUCAAUACACGAGUCCUGUACAGACUAUUGAACCUGUGCAAACAAUCAGCACCUCGGACUCGUACCGUGAAAGUUUGAAAACUGGCGGCGAGUAUCCGACGAUAACGCCGACAUCCGGGGAGGGCUCG
Messenger RNA from Ostertagia ostertagi, 603 nucleotides. NCBI's taxonomy places the organism in Eukaryota, Metazoa, Nematoda, Chromadorea, Rhabditida, Trichostrongylidae. The record is from the annotation of a GenBank genome assembly.